AUGCCAGCCUCUGAGGCCUCCAUCUCACCUGAGCGAAUGGCGGAGUAUUCAGGGGACCGCCUACGCGAUGUUGCUAUUGCAUUUACUGUCCUCGAGUUCCUUGCAGUGGGUUUGCGGUUCAUCUCUGUUAGAAUCGGCCACGAGGUCAUCGGCUUAGACGAUUAUCUGGCAGUUCCCGGGCUCCUGUGCUGCCUUGCUCUGAACACCGCGGCAUUUGUCGGCAUCCACGUCUGCCACUUAGGCUACCACCUCGACUUCGCUCAAGCAAUUGAGCCUGAUGUUCUAGUUACGUGGUCCAAAAUCAGCCUUGCGGUCCCUAUACUCUACUCCGCAGCGUGCGCCGUCCCCUGGAUCAUGCUGCUAAUCAUGUAUCUCCGCAUCCUUUCUAUCCCCUGGUUAAAGCCGUACCGGAUGGCCUCCUACGCCCUGAUGACUAUCCAAGGCGGCCACUGCAUCGACGUGACCCUAUUCUACCGCUGGGGCAGCAUGCCCAACAUUCUAAUCGAUAUCGCCAUGUUGUUCCUGCCGUAG
Molecule: messenger RNA, 531 nt
Organism: Aspergillus mulundensis
Lineage: Eukaryota; Fungi; Ascomycota; Eurotiomycetes; Eurotiales; Aspergillaceae
Exons: 3
Coding region: 1-531 (176 amino acids)
Source: RefSeq, a predicted model, not a curated record